AUGGAACUCUGGAACAUCACCUUGAUAAACAGUUUCUUCCUCGUUGGAAUUCUCCAGGACAGCAGGUCCCCUGAGCUUGUCUGUGCUGCCAUCAUAUUCCUGUACCUGGUGGCCAUGGCUAGUAAUGGGCUUCUGCUCCUAUUGAUUGCUAUGGACAAUAGACUCCAUGUGCCCAUGUACUUCUUGCUCAGCCAGCUGUCACUUAUGGACCUACUAUUCACAUCAGUAGUUGCCCCCAAGACAUUGCUAGAUUACCUGUGUGGACAAAACACAAUCUCUUUUAUAGGCUGUGGGCUUCAGAUGUUUCUGGCGCUGACUCUUGGGGGUGCAGAAGAUAUUCUGUUGGCUUUCAUGGCAUAUGACCGUUAUGUGGCCAUUCGACACCCCUUGAACUAUAUGGUAAUUAUGAGACCAAAGUUUUGCUGGUCCAUGGUGGCUACAUCUUGGCUUUUGGCAUCUCUGAAUGCCCUUGUACACACCAUAUACACCAUGAGCUUCCCUUUCUGUAGAAACCAAGAGAUUCACCACCUGCUCUGUGAGAUCCCUCCACUGCUGGAGCUAGCAUGUGCUGAAACUUCACAGUACAAGUUCAUUCUAUACACAACAGGUGUGACCUUCCUCCUGAUGCCCCUCUCUGCCAUCUUUGUCUCCUAUGCCUUAGUUUUGACCACUGUGUUCCACAUGCCCUCAAUGCAAGGGAGAGAAAAAGCUUUUCUUACCUGCUCAUCCCACCUGACAGUGGUUGGGCUGUACUAUGGCGCUGCUAUGUUCAUGUAUGUCCUACCCAGUGCCUACCACAGUCCUCAGCAAGACAACAUCAUCUCUGUGUUCUAUACCAUUGUCACUCCAGCCCUGAAUCCCCUAAUCUACAGCCUGAGGAACAAGGAUGUGGUGGGGGCCCUGAAGAAGGUUAUAGGGAAAGGCCUCUCAGGACAGAGAUUUUAG
Messenger RNA from Dromiciops gliroides (monito del monte), 945 nucleotides. RefSeq names its product olfactory receptor 2AG1-like. Gene Ontology annotation, biological process: G protein-coupled receptor signaling pathway. Lineage: Eukaryota; Metazoa; Chordata; Mammalia; Microbiotheria; Microbiotheriidae. Gene Ontology annotation, molecular function: G protein-coupled receptor activity; olfactory receptor activity. The transcript has a single exon. The record is from RefSeq and is a predicted model, not a curated record. Bases 1 to 945 code for a protein of 314 amino acids. Gene Ontology annotation, cellular component: membrane.